UAGACCUUGAUAUUGAUUUCAGGAAUUUCUGUAGGCGAUUCGAUUCCUAGAAAUUUUGGGAACCUUCCAUACCCAUUUUAACCCUUAGAACACAGGAGAGCUUCAUAUAAAAGGAGGAGCAGAACGUAUCUUCAUUAGUCUACUGUGACAAUCCGAUCGAUGAUAAAUAAGAGGAAACAACGUGAGCUCGAGGCCGUGUGACGGGACUGCACCGGGGUUGCAUAUACUGGUGGCGAUGGUGGUGGCUGGGCAUCCAUCCCACGGGCGACUCUAUCAGCUGUUCUUCCUGCCCAUGCUAUCCCUGCCUUCCGCUGUCUCGGCGACGUAGCCGCUCUCUCAAUCCUUCCUGGAUGCUGGGUCCUCGAUGCUGGUUCACGAUGAGGUCCUCGGUGAUGGUCCAUGAUGAUGUCCUCGAUGCCGGUGCUCGAGCCAGUGCCCUACGGGGAAUGGUGACAGGGACGGAGGGGUGGAGGGGAGGGAUCUUAUCCUAAAUAUACUAACUAGAACACUAAAUAUAAGUGAUUAACGAUACUAAAUAUCCGCAAUUACCAAUACUAAAUAUAAACGCUAUACUCAAGGCCUGUGGGACCUCGAGCCAGGAAGCGGAGGGGAGUCCGUGGUAACAUUUUUGUUACAAAAUAUACAACUGAUUAUUUCUGUUCCUUCAUUUGCAAUCUUCAUAGUCAAAAUACAUUUAUCGUUCCAAUAACCAAUGCCUUAACAAUUUAACGUUUUCCAUCGAAAAUUGGAAAUGGGGAACAUGAUGGUGUGAAUACCGGGUGAGUAAGUUCUUGCGCAGGUUUUGCAUCUCCUAGGUCCACGAUGUGUUCAGAUUGUCCUAUGAAAGCUCCCAACCAACUCUUCUUCUCCAGCUCUUUCACAUAGAUCCUGGAGGUAUCUUGCAGAAUAACCCGCAGAAUUUUCUUAACGUGAUUGUACGGUACAUCACCGGAGGUCCAAGAGAUUCUAUGAAAAUUUCUUUCUCGCCACAAAUUAAUACUCUUGUACUUGGCAGGUAAGCAAUUCCAUGGACAAGGUGGUUGAAACAGAAACGUUGCAGGCUCGGAGAAAUUGCUGCCCACUCCAGUCACAGAGAAUUCUUUCAACAUAAACUCGUUCGAGGGUUUCUUGAAACCUUGUACGUUUAGAUGACGUUUAGAUUAGGAUGAAUUCCAUUUUGAUAGACUGCGCAGGGAGAGACGAUUGCAGCUUCUUUAUACCAAUUUUUUCACCCCACCACUGAUCGGGUUGUAUUCUACUAUACGAUCGUGCAAGAUCAGGUAGAAUGUCGAUGUAUCGGCAGGGAAAUUAUUUUUCGCCUCGAAUUCCAGACGAAUAUCGACAGGUCCAAGUUUAAGGGAUUCAUUUUGCUUGGAGCAAUCCAUAACGUUCAAUGGAGCAUACUCGAGAAAUUCAUUCUUCAGGAGGUUCAGGAUCCUUGCCAUAGUACGUAGCUUGAAAGUUUACGUACAUCUCGUACAGCAGAGCAAACAAUGCAAAAAAACGAAUGCUUUACUUUCCUCUUGUGACCUUAAAUCCUAGAUUUUCCAGAAACAAGACGUUUCGACGUGUUAGCGGCUUGAGAAGCGGUCGACGACUGAUCCCUCUUUGGCAUAUCGGUCUACUAUUAUAACCAUUGUCAAUUUUCCUAUUGCAGACGAUACCUAUUAUCGCAUGGAUUUGACGUGUAGCCUGAUCGUUAUGACUUCUCCUUGAAAAUUCACUAGGUCUUCGUCUUGAUCGACUAUUCGAAGCUGCAGGUGAUCUGUCGUCUUAGUGGUGAUCAUCUUGGGCGUUCAUCUUGAGCUUCUAGAACGCGUUGAGUGAAGCCCAACAAACGACCUAUGGAAUCAUUGAGUCGAAAGUCCACAUCACUGUUGCACGUAAUUUCGCUGCUCAACGUAUUGUUAGGUUUAAUGUGAAUGACGAUGCUCUUGUCCGUCAACGUGCUAUGCACGUAGUUUUCGACAUCCUCAAUCUCGUAGCUACCAGUAGGUAUAGUGAUAACUUCAUCCCUCACGUAGAGCUUGUGAUCCGUGUCCACAUUGGGAAUCGAAUUGAAGGUUAGCAACUCGACGAGUCCCAGAGUGUAAUUUUUGUACGGGGAAAGCUCGACAGGAGGGAUGUAUUCAGCUUCCAGUAUGGAGGAGGUGCCUAAUAAUGUUAACGUGAAUGAAUCCUCCACGAUUGCAAACGCUCAACUGCCCUUGGGAAAUUACAUAGCAAGUUUAUAUUGUAACUAUAAGAGUUACUUGGAUUCUGGAAGAAUCCGAAUACUCAGGGAACGAAGUCGAGGGAGGUGUGUAAAUGCAUUAGUGCUUGGUGUACUAUUCAUUUUCAGGCAAGAUUAUUUACAGAAAAUCCGUAUGAUUACGUUCUUAUUAUGACCGACCAGCUUGCUUUUAGCUAGUGAUGUGGUACGAGACAAGAUUUUCAUCAAUCUCGGUUGGUUAUGCUUGCGUUUGUCUUUCCUUUUAAUAUCUUGUAUCGAUUGUUUGACAUCACGUUCUCGGCUCGAAAUUUCUUGAAUUAAUAAGCGAGCCCAAGCAAGACUCUCGAAUACUCUCGAAUAAGUUAAUAUUAUAUUGCAGUGAACAAUGAACAAUAUAUGAGGCAAGCUGUUAAGUUAUUCUUUAUUUUUUUUAUUAUAUAUAUUUUCAUAUAUAUUGCUUCCAGAAAGACACUCACAAUUUCUCUUCGACCACCUUUUCGUUAUUCGCUAUUUUCGUUUUUAUUAAUGACGAGAGAGUGCACGCUAUCCACGAAUUCAAGCAUAACACGCUUCUGGCAGAUUCGUUAUUUAAACGGUUUCUGUGUUUGCGAAAUACAAGCGAUGCUCUUGAAAAAAAGCGUUCAACACGCACCGAUGUUGCUUGUAUACACAAGAAAUCUCUUUCCAUAAGAGCGAGUGUCGGAAAUCGAUUUUCGUGCUAGCGCCACCAUGUUAAUAUAUUAUCGUUUUUAGUAGCACGGUUAAGGCUUAAGUAGUUAUUGAUUUCUUUUCGCCAAUCCCCAAUCGGAAUUGAAACUUCUUCCAAAUAACUCGAUUCAAACAACGAAUUUAAAUCGAGUACGUCUUCGUUGUUAACAACGGAACCACAAGCCACAUAAUUUAUAUUUUCGCUAUAAUUAGUCGUAGCAACAACAGGUGCAUCGAGUGCUCUACAGUUAAAAUAUUUUGUACUGUAGAUGUGCCCAACUGAUUGAUGGACUCUUUUGCCAUUUCUUUACUCCAAGCAGAUCGCUGGAACGUCUCGAUUUUGUGACGUGGGUCAAGAAUAAGCACUACGCAGUACAUCCAAUUGGCUUUAGAGUAAUGCUUAACAAGUUUAUCUCGAGAUGCCGCUACGGCAUGAGAUAUAAUACCAUCGAUUGACUUUAGCUAAGAGGUUAUGGCGCGUGAUUGCAGGCAAGCUUCAAGCUUAUCAAGCAACAUAUUUACACUUAUAAUGACUAAUGGUAACGAUGCGUACUUGUCACCACUAAGGGCGGUGGACAGUACUUUAAAGUGUCGGAGGAAUUUAGGAAGCUCUGUCAAUAGAGCCCAUUCAUUUUCCGAAACAGAAGACGUCUUAAGAAUGAUAUUAUUUCCACACAGGAAAUUAAGGGCUUCUUUCAUUUCAAUUGCUGUAUGGAUCAUGUCACAGGUCGAGUUCCAUCGCGUUGCCACACCAAAGUUCGGUGACAUCAUCUUGCUAUUUGUUGUUUCACAGCACGCCUUGAAAGAAGAAGAAACGACACGGCGUAUUACUGACAAACAGUAUACGAGCAGUGUUUUGCGGACCAUCCAAUUGCGGAAAGACAAAGUCAUUGCUCACUCUCAUAACUCAUCCUAACGGAUUAAGAUUCGAAAACGUCUACUUAUACUCAAAAUCGCUUGAUCAGUCAAAGUACAAGUUUUUAGAAUGUUUACUCGCAUCCGUGGAAGGCGUCGAGCCGUCAUCGCUUUACGGAUCACGAACAAGUGUUGCCACCGAACGAGGCACGUCAAAACUCGAUAAUUAUUUACGACAACAUAGCUUGCAAGAAGCAAGAUAACUUCAGAGCCUUCUUCAGUAUAGGACGACACAGGGACGUUGACUGUUUCUAUCUCUGUCAGACGUACGCUCGCAUUCCUAAACAUCUGGUACGGGACUAUGCUAAUCUGCUGGUGCUGUUUAAGCAGGAUGAAAUGAAUCUCAAGCAUGCGUACGAUGACCAUGUAACCACUGAUAUGACUUACGCACAGUUUAAAGAUCUGUGUUCGACAUGGUGGAACGGUGAUAAGUAUGGGUUCCUCGUAAUCGACAAGGACAGUGAGCUUGACGGAGGUAGAUACAGAAAAGGAUUCGAUUGCUUCGUGAGCAUAAAUGAAUGAUCAUUGAAAAAAUGAAUGCAGUAGCAUUUUGGAUUCAGUAACGGCACCAUCCAACGCAGAAAACUUCAGAAGCAAAAAGACGUCUUAUGCCAAAUGCUAAAGCCAGCAAUGCAAUUCGCAAAAAAACAUAGAAUGAUAAAAUUGGGUAGAGAGAACGUCGAACAGACGAUGAGUGAGGUCUUCAAACCGGUAGUGACUCCACUGCAGAAACUAGUGAACGUGUCUCAGCCGGAGCGUAAUUUUAUCAAAGACGAGAUUAAAGAUGAAAUAAAGCAAGACGUAGAAGCAGAUGAUACGUUUAGAUCGGCUGAUAAAUCUUUCAAGUCGUUAAAGAACGAUUCUUUCGAAGGAGUUGAUGAAGAAGGAGAAGAAGAAGGCAAACAUGUUAAUCAAGAUGAAGGAGAUAACGAUGACGCAGAUGUACCCGUUAAUCAGAACGAUCCUAUACAACAGUAUCUCGAUAUGUUACUAUCGAAUCAAGGAAAGCAUCUGGAUACCGCCUAUGGUAUGCGUAAACUCGCUAAGAACAAAUUGAUGAUAUGCGGUUCGCCUAUCAGUUUUGAAGGUGAUCGAAUCCAUAUAGGCGAUACGAGUUACUUGAAAACUGCGGGUUUGAUCGAACUCUUGUUCAGGAAAGUGCCUGACGAUACUAGUAUAACCCAGAAUGACUUGGCCAAUUACAAAAACAUUAUUGUAACGACGAAUGCACAUAGGAAGUACUAUAAAUCAUGAUGCAAUUCGUAAGAGUAAGAGUUUCAAAUUUAGUAACGUUAUUGCAAAACUGAUCGAACAGCCCUCUGUAACGGGCAAAGGUUAUAGUACCGCGGUACAUAAUCGCUUGCAAGGUCGGACGUACGGAUUACGUGUACUGGAACGAUCUCAAGGAACUGGUAGACCGCCUCCGCCUGUUCCCUGCGUCUCACGAAGCUGGUAACCCCAGUCACUCGAACGAAAUCGUAUCGAUUAUCGUAGAAUUGCAUGAGGCGGGAAUCAUUUAUUAAUUCGAUAAAACGAUCGCGAUCGCCACUUUGAACAUGAGCGUCGACGUGUUUGGACGUCAGUUGAGUAGCAGGACCGCGGUUACAACGGCUGCAACGUUGCCGAUCCCGAGGAACAAAGUGAUGCUGUGACCUUGAAUCUGAUGAAAACUGUAGUGCAGCAGGAGGUCAUUACCGUGUUUCAAGUGACUGCUGGAAUGCGCAAUGAUAUCGAUAACAACAACUUGAUGAUUCAAUCUCUCGAUUCCACCACGAAGGAAGCGUUGAAACGUCUGCAAGCUGAUAUCGAGGAAGGACAAAAAUUGGCUAUUUGCGACUCUCUGAUCAUUUCCCAGCUGGAUGCCAGACUAAGUGCACUGGAAAAUAGAUGGAAAAAAGUUAGCGGUGGUGAAAGAACUGCAUAGACCUGCUAGGAGAAAUUACCAACGUCGACACGUUGACGUCUGUGGGCUGGACGAGACUUGGCAAGCGGAUCUCGUUGACAUGUCAACGUACGCCAGAGAGAACCACGGAUACAAGUAUCUGCUCAGCGUCAUCGACAUAUGUUCAAAGUUUGCUUGGACCGUGCUAACGAAGAGCAAGAACGCUAAAGACGUGAUAGCAGCUUUGAGAUCUAUAUUGGCGCAGGGUCAAAUCCCGAAGAAAUUGCAUGUUGACAAAGGCCGAGAGUUUUAGCAUUCCGAAUUCAAGGAUCUUAUGCAAAAACACGGUAUUACCCUGUAUUCGACAUUUAGUAACUUGAAGGCAUCGAUCUGCGACCGUUUUAAUCGUACUCUGAAAAGUAAGAUGUGGAUGCAAUUUAGCUUACAGGGAAAUCACCGGUGGCUGGAUAUCUUAUCGGACUUGGUAUCGGACUCUUACAAUAACAGUAAGCAUCGCACCAUUGAUAUGAAACCGACAGAUGUGACUGCUCGUAACGAGAAGGAAUUACUGCAACGGGUGUGCAAGAAAUUCAAAGCCAAGUCCACACUUAAACGAUCAAAGUUUAAAGUCGGCGAAAAAGUACAAAUCCGCAAAUUUAAACACAUCUUCGAGAAAGGUUAUACACCCAAUUGGAUAACUGAAUUUUUCACGAUAAGUCGAGUGAAGAAUAUCGAUCCAGUGUCGUAAUAACUCAAGGACUACCAGGAUCAUCCCAUCGAGGGUGGCUCUAUUGAUCAUGAACUUACCAGCGUCAAGUAUCCCGACAUAUAUCUUGUGGAGAAGGUACUGAGGAAACGUGGACACAAGCUAUUUGUGAAAUGGUAAGGUUUCGAUGAUUCGCACAAUAGUUGGAUAGAUAAGUCGGAUUUUUAAGGUGUUUGAAAUAAACCAGAACUAAAAUAUUUAUUACCUCUUGUUAUUUAUAUUUUCUUACAUAUUAUUUACAUUUGUAUAGAAUAUUUACAUUUAUACAUUCUUAUUGUCAUAUUAUAUAUACAUCUUACAUUUUAUAACCCCACGGAAGAAUGUCGGUCGUACUAGGAAGAAUGACCCUUUUGUCUUCAUUCCAGC
Molecule: messenger RNA, 6849 nt
Organism: Cephus cinctus (wheat stem sawfly)
Lineage: Eukaryota; Metazoa; Arthropoda; Insecta; Hymenoptera; Cephidae
Exons: 2
Coding region: 4451-5089 (212 amino acids)
Source: RefSeq, a predicted model, not a curated record